AUGGCGUGGAACCUAUGCCGAAACUUCAUGAGGCAAACACUGCGUCCAUGUCGAUCUCAACUUGCAGCGCUGCGUCCCGGCUUUGCAGCUCGGUGCUUUGCGGAAGCGGCGCCGAGUCUGUCGCAGGAUGCCGAGAGGGCACUCGGCUCCAUCAAGGCAACCAUGCAAGCACAGAAGAAGGUCGCGCAAAUUCAUUUGUCCAAAGCCCAGAAGCGUAGCUUUCCUGGGAACAUCAGGAAGUACAAGCUUAUGGGCGGCAGACCGGAGUUUCACAAUGUGGAUCGCAAUAGGUAUGGCCGAAUCUUCGAGCCAUGGCACAACUUUGAGAUCGUCAUAACGUCAUCCAAAAACAACUGCUGGGUCGUUGUGAAAAACAAAAGCUGGCGUCAUCGAACAGUGAUUCGGUCUCAUGCCGGCAAUGUGGGCUACCGUGGUGCAUUGAAGAAGUCAGAAGCCGCAACCUACGCAAUUGGUUUGAACAUCGCGAAGAAGCUGCGACGACUGGGUGUAACCUGUGCCGAAGUGCACUUCAGGAGGCUCAUGAAGGUGGAAACGUGCCUCCAAGCAUUCCAGAACGUUGGUUUGCAGAUUACAAAGCUGACCCACAUGCCUCGGACGCCAAUUGGAAAUCCGCACAAACCGCGAAAGAAGCGACGUGUUUGA
Molecule: messenger RNA, 663 nt
Organism: Symbiodinium natans
Lineage: Eukaryota; Dinophyceae; Suessiales; Symbiodiniaceae
Source: the annotation of a GenBank genome assembly